AUGACCGCUUGUCCCAAUCUCAGAUGUCUUGAAUUCAACAGCCCUUUUUGGUACGGUAGCUAUGGCGACGAUUUGGAUAUUUACCCCUCCGCAAAAUUGAGAGCGCUCAAAUUGGACAACUAUUCCACUCGUCCCUUGUUACGGCAUGAAUUGAUUUGGGUGCUUUCUCGAUUGGGGAAUGGAUUACGCGUUCUUAACGUUCCUGUGUGUGAUCGUGAUCUCGAUGUGGUGGAGCUAUGCUGUCCUCAUUUACAUACAUUGACAUGCGGUGCCUAUCUGAUUGUUCCAGCACAUGAUACCACAGAGGAAUCGUUAUCAUUAGACGACAUUGAAGCUGACAACAACAACAACAACAAUGGAUUGAGACAUUUGACAAUGGCACCACAAGAUUUACGACUAUUCCUUGGCUUGAUGAGGAAGCACAGCGAUACCCUGGAAACGAUGCAAUUAUGGUUGAAUACGCCAUUGUAUGGUGGUGACAUCUUUUCUGAAAGCGGACGUAUCAUACGGCACCUGCAAUUGAAUCGGUUGAAUUCGCUCUCGAUCGUCACAGUACCAGGAUUCAGGAUGGAUCGUUUCUUAGAAAUGAUGCGAGGCAUGUGCCGACCAUCACUUCACAAACUCUAUUUACAAGGCGAUCGCAGCAUCCCCAGCCCAUCUUUACCCGACAUGCCGCAUCUCAAGUGCUUACGCCUAUGUCAACUUGAUGAGACAAUCGAACAUCACAUGACAUCCUAUUUCACACGACUAGCAGCAAUGGGUGAUGCAUGCCCAAUGACCACUAUUGAGAUUUAUGAUGUCGCGUUUACGGAUCAGACAUUUUCAUUGCUUGCAAAGAUACAAACUUUAAAGUGCAUCAAGAUCGUCUCCGGUCCCAGGGAUUCAUGGUCUGAAAAUGGCAUCAUUGAUUUCUUCAUCAACACACAAAGCUCAAUACAAACUGUGGGUCUUUUCCUUCCUCAAAUCAAUGACAAGAUAUUGGACGCAGUGGGUGACUUGCCCUUUGUAAAGAGAUUACUGCUGGUACAAAAGCUUCCCUUGGAGAGGAUAACUCGAUUCAAAAACACAUACCCUGCCAUUCAAGUAAUUAAAUUAGACAAAAGAGAAUAUCAUCUUUGUUGUUGUACUAUAUAG
Messenger RNA from Lichtheimia ornata, 1134 nucleotides. RefSeq lists its product as uncharacterized. The transcript has a single exon. NCBI's taxonomy places the organism in Eukaryota, Fungi, Mucoromycota, Mucoromycetes, Mucorales, Lichtheimiaceae. The coding region runs from base 1 to 1134 and encodes 377 amino acids. The record is from RefSeq and is a predicted model, not a curated record.